Pelagomonas calceolata is the source of this 964-nucleotide messenger RNA. Lineage: Eukaryota; Pelagophyceae; Pelagomonadales; Pelagomonadaceae. The record is from the annotation of a GenBank genome assembly.
GGUACUUAUAGUAAACAAUGUCAUGCAUGGAAACUAAGUCGUCCGUGUCUGGCUAGCGCGAGCAGGCUCGAUGAAUAUGCAGAUGCCUCUCCUGCUCAGCCUUGCUCUGCGUGGCGCGGCCAAGCCUUUUUGCCGGGACGGGUCCACUCUUCUACAACACUGGCAGAGUUACAAUGGAGCGCGGGGCCUCGACCGCUGGCUUGAAUAUGCCAAUACAUAUUCGCACCACAUACCAUCACCACUUGGCAGGACGUCUACAGUGCGUAUGCUGGAGGUCGGAGUCCAAAGCGGUGGGUCUGCGGUGGCCUGGAAGACGUGUUAUGGUACCUUGCUGCGCUACGUCGGAGUCGACAUCGACCCGCGGUGCGCGCGAUCCCGGAACGAGAGUGCCGGGGUCUUCGUAGAAAUUGGUUCCGUCUUCGACAACGCAUUCCUUAAGGAGGUGUGCAGAAGGCACGGACCCUUUGAUGUCAUCAUCGAUGACGGCGGCCACACGGCGGCGAUGGUAAAGGCGACCAUCUCGGCACUAUUCGACGAUGACUCUUGCAUGGCGCCGCAAUCGGUCUACGUGGUCGAAGACCUCAUGGUCAUGGCGCGCUGCGGAGGCGACAAAUCAUACUGCGAGGCGCCCAGCGACUUCACGAAGCUACCAAGCAGCGCCUUUGAGUCAAUGCACGACUACUGGUUUAAGACGCGGGACGCGACGCAACCGGCACCCAGCAUCUUCGGUGGCAGUUUGCACGCCAUCCAUUUGUACGACUCUAUUGCCUUCUACGUGCGCCGGGCUCCGCAAUCGCGCUUGACGCGCAUUAAACUCGGCACCGACUGGUUUCCGAACGAAGAGGCCAAACUCAACCGCGUUGACACGUACGCUGCUGCGGCAGCCCCAGGCACCGCUGCCCCCAGCGAAACUGAGUAGUAAUACGAGUAUAGAUAAAUAUCAUUGAAAUAAUAACGCCCCGGC